UGUGGGUAUGGUGUUCUUUGUUGGGGAGGGCCUCCCACUAGGGCAGAAGGAACUGCACUGCAUAACCAGGGAUUUGGUUUCCACCUUCAGAUAAGUAGAAUCUUCUGAACCCCAUCUGUACGAUUCAUACCAGGAGUAGAAAAUACUUGAAGCUGUCAAAUGCUGCAUUAGAUUUGCCUCGGUCAAAUCGGGCCAAAAAUGGGGGGAAGGCAGGUUAAGAUGGAGUUAAUGCCCACCCCGACUUGCUGCCCUCGCUAUUGUGGGAUGUUCUACUGUAACUAUGACAGCAGUUAAGAAUCCAGGUUACAGAAGCAAAUUCACAAAUGUCCAGAUCAUGGCACUACUACAUUCUUGUGUUAUCUUGGGCACACGACAAAUUCAUUUGACAAAUACAUGGCAGAGCGCCUACUAGUUGCUGGGCAUUGCUUUAGGCACUGGGGACAGAAUGAACGAACCCUUAUUUGAACUUAAAAAGUUCAAAAUGCAAAUCUCUGCCCUUACAGCCUCGGUUUCCUGGUUUCAGUGGGUAACUUGAAGCGGCUGGCCGGCUGGGACCCGCCUAGACAACCCAAGUACCGCCACCACCUUGUCCCCUUACAGCCCGGCCGCAGCCAGAACCACCGGCCGGCUGUGUCGGGAUCCUUCGCGCUCCGCUUCCGGCCUCCGCACAAGACUUCCGGUCGGCCGCUCCUUCCUUCCGCUUCUCUAUGGUGCGCAAGCCACAGAGUCCCCGACGCUGGAAGUGGCACGCUCUCCGGGACGCUUCGGGGUGCCGUGUGGUAUUCAACGUUAUUUACCACUCGGCUACCAUAUAAAGCCCAGCUCCCAGAUCAUCUUCAUUUCGGUCCCCAGUGCAGCGCCUCCUGCUUUAAUGUCCACGACCACCCUGGAGGUCUCUGCUGUUCCCUCCUGACUUUACCAAACAACAAUGUCAUCAGAAUCAAGCAAAAAACGAAAGCCCAAAGUGAUCCGAAGUGAUGGAGCGCCCGCUGAAGGGAAGCGUACUCGUUCUGACACUGAGCAGGAAGGUAAAUGCUACAGUGAGGAGGCUGAGGUGGACCUGCGGGACCCUGGCAGAGACUACGAGCUGUACAAGUACACGUGCCAGGAGCUGCAGAGGCUCAUGGCCGAGAUUCAGGACCUGAAGAGCAGGGGCGGCAAGGACGCGCAGGCAGUUGAGAUAGAAGAUCGGAGGAUCCAGAGCUGUGUGCAUUUUAUGACUCUGAAGAAGCUCAACCGAUUAGCCCACAUCAGGUUGAAGAAAGGAAGAGAUCAGACCCAUGAGGCCAAGCAGAAAGUGGACGCCUAUCACCUGCAGCUCCAGAACCUGUUGUAUGAGGUGAUGCACCUGCAGAAGGAGAUCACCAAGUGUCUGGAGUUUAAGUCAAAGCACGAAGAAAUCGAUCUGGUCAGCUUAGAGGAGUUUUAUAAGGAGGCUCCUCCAGAUAUCAGCAAGGCGGAAGUCACCAUGGGAGACCCUCACCAGCAAACCCUUGCACGCCUGGACUGGGAGCUGGAGCAGCGGAAAAGGCUGGCGGAGAAGUACCGAGAGUGCCUGUCCAACAAGGAGAAGAUCCUCAAGGAGAUUGAGGUGAAGAAGGAGUACCUGAGCAGCCUCCAGCCUCGUCUCAACAGCAUCAUGCAGGCUUCCCUCCCGGUGCAGGAGUACCUGUUCAUGCCCUUCGACCAGGCUCACAAGCAGUACGAGACAGCCAGACACCUGCCGCCUCCCCUCUAUGUGCUCUUUGUCCAAGCCACGGCGUACGGGCAGGCCUGUGCUCAUAGGAAAUCUUCCCAGCCCCCUAGACAGGAUAAGAUGUUGUCUGUGGCGAUCGAAGGCAGCGUGGAUGAGGCCAAGGCUCUGUUCAAGCCUCCUGAGGACUCCCAGGAUGAUGAGAGCGACUCGGAUGCCGAGGAGGAGCAGACCACGGUGAGAGCAUGGGGCCCGCUAUCUACCAGGUGCUGUCCUCCCUGGAAGCAGAAGAGAGAAAGAGAAAGCAGAAAAGUGAAAGAGAGAGAGGGCAGCUGGGAUCAUGGCAGCCAGAGCACUGAAGCACAGAAACGCCGGCGACCCACACUGGGAGUUCAGCUAGAUGACAAGCGCAAGGAAAUGCUGAAGAGACACCCGCUGUCUGUUCUGCUGGACCUGAAGUGCAAAGAUGACAGUGUGCUGCACCUGACUUUCUACUACCUCAUGAACCUCAACAUCAUGACAGUGAAAGCCAAAGUGACCACCGCUACGGAGCUGAUCACCCCCAUCAGUGCGGGUGAUUUGCUGUCUCCUGACUCAGUCCUGAGCUGCUUGUACCCUGGGGAUCAUGGAAAGAAAACUCCAAAUCCAGCCAAUCAGUAUCAGUUCGAUAAAGUUGGCAUCCUGACUUUGAGGGACUACGUACUUGACCUCGGUCACCCCUACUUGUGGGUACAGAAGCUGGGUGGCCUCCACUUCCCCAAAGAGCAGCCCCAGCACACUGUGAUCACAGACCACUCGCUGAGCGCCAGUCACAUGGAGACCACCAUGAAACUGCUGAAGACCAGGGUGCAGUCCCGCCUCGCCCUCCACAAGCAGUUUGCCUCCCUGGAACACGGCAUUGUGCCCGUUACCAGCGACUGCCACUACCUCUUCCCUGCAAAGGUUGUCUCUCGCCUGGUGAAGUGGGUGACGAUUGCCCAUGAGGAUUACACGGAGCUGCAUUUCACCAAAGACAUAGUGGAGGCGGGACUGGCUGGGGACACCAAUCUCUACUACAUGGCACUUGUGGAGAGGGGCACAGCUAAGCUCCAGGCUGCCGUAGUGCUAAACCCCGGCUACUCCUCCAUCCCACCCAUUUUCCAACUCUGUCUGAACUGGAAAGGGGAGAAAACCAACAAUAAUGAUGACAAUAUUCGGGCCAUGGAAAGUGAGGUCAACGUGUGCUUCAAGGAGCUGUGUGGCCCGCGGCCGGGCCACCAGCUUCUGACCAACCAGCUGCAGCGCCUGUGUGUGCUGCUGGAUGUCUACCUGGAGACAGAGAGCCAUGACGACAGCGUGGAGGGGCCCAAAGAAUUCCCCCAGGAGAAGAUGUGUCUGCGGCUUUUCAGGGGUCCCAGCAGGAUGAAGCCGUUUAAAUAUAACCACCCUCAAGGAUUCUUCAGCCACCGUUGACAUCGCGCUCAGCCUGUUUCCCCACAGACCCUAAGUGCUGCGCCUCUGCUUCCGGCUCGGGCGCACACGUGGCUCUUGAUAGUCUCCCAGGACAGGUUUUCUAUUUCUAGCCUAUUAAAAUGUCACCUGACCAAG
Molecule: messenger RNA, 3280 nt
Organism: Odocoileus virginianus texanus
Lineage: Eukaryota; Metazoa; Chordata; Mammalia; Artiodactyla; Cervidae
Gene: THOC5
Product: THO complex subunit 5
Biological process (GO): mRNA export from nucleus; positive regulation of DNA-templated transcription, elongation
Cellular component (GO): THO complex part of transcription export complex
Molecular function (GO): mRNA binding
Source: RefSeq, a predicted model, not a curated record